GACGUGUCUCUCCCACUUCUUGGCAAAGUCGAGUGUCUUUAACAACACACGGACGGAAUCUUCUCUCCCCACAGACUUUUUCUCUGCUCCUCCGUCGAGUAAAACUAUCGCACCUUUUCCGAUCUCAUGCCAGUCACAACCCCGUUCCCAGACUCGAAAGUUCCCCUUGCAUCGUCAAAAAUAUACACAAAGGAGAGAGAAACUUCGCAGAAACUGAAAUCUACUCGCGACACUGUUCUUUGGUUGUCGAACGAUUUCAACGGGAAAAAACAACAAUAUUCUUGUGUUUCGUUUUCCGCUUCGGUGAUUCCAUUGUUAUUUUUCCUCCCCGAAAUUCGGUCACUCGCUGGUGUCUCGGUGUGUUUUACUGAGAAAUAUCGAGAGCUCAAAAUGAGACGAAAAGAACUUUUGUGCCUCGUGUGGGCGGUCGUGUUUACCAAUUUUAGUGAUUCUGUCGCUGGCGAUGCGGAACCGGCGAUUUUACAAAACUCCCCGGAUCUUGCGCAUCUCAGGCCGUUUCAGUCACGACUUCAACCGGAUCCACGUCCAAGAUUGUCCUCGUCACAACAGCAGCAGAUUCUGAGCGACGUGCAGCAACAUCAGAGACGUUACAAUCAAGCGAGUCAGGAUAGUCCUUCCCAGUUUGUAGCGUUUCCGGGUUUGAGCCGUCAAACGUCGCCAAAGUCAGAGUCGAUCGAGCAGUCGAGUUUUCCCUCGUUGGCUAAAUAUCGCGUCGAUCGUACGAAGCAGGAACAACAAAAACUCCAACAGCAGCAGCAGCAGCAGCAGCAAAUCGUUAAAAACGACGGGGGAAUAAAUUUCCUGCAGACAGCAGCGACUCAGCGAUAUCAGCCGCAGUUGAGGCAGCAACAACUGGUCAACCCCACGAGCCAACGAUUCUUCGAUUACCAAAGCAACGGACAACAGCCGGCUCCGAGCGAGUCGGUGUUCGAAGAGGAACAAAAAAUUCGGCUCAACGAGUACUACGAGAAACAACGACAGUUGGAACUGCUGAAAAAACAACGGGAGCAAUUGAUCCUCGAGCAGCGAGAGAUCAAGAGGCAACAAGAAUUGUUGAAACUCCAACAGAUCCGACAGCAGACCUCGACGACGAGAUUCACCACAGCGGCGCCAACGAGCCCGACUCUCUACGUGACGACGUCAUCCCCUCUGCUGCUCUCGUCGCCGACUGCUCGAAGAAUAACACCAGCAGAAAGCGAAUUGUUUCUCAAGGCUAUCGCGACCCAUCAGAAGAAAUUCACGACAACGACAACAGCCAGGCCGGUACCUACGACGACGACGAGAGCCGCGAGUCCUCCGAAGGUCCGUCAGGAACGGCUCCAAGAGCACGGAAACACCGACGAGAUCCCGAAGGACCUUUUGUCCUUGAUCCAAGCUCAGCAACCUCAACUGCUCGCUUCCGGUGGCAAGAAACCCCAGAUAAAAAUAAUUUAUCAAACAGAAAAGCCCACGCAGACUUCCGUCACUUCCUCGUCGAGGAGUGCGGCCUCGUCAACUCCUUCCCCCCCCUCGUUGGAGAACGAACUCCUCCUGAAACAACUGAAGCUCGCACUAGCGCAAUCGGCCGACGACGAUCAGCGGAACGUCACCACGAGAGACCUCGUGCUUCCGAACGGCAAGAAACUUCAGCUGAUCCAGUCCCCGAACGGGCUUUCCUCCAUCGUCCCGAACGACGGCUCCAGCCAAUUUCAAACAGUGACGAAAGCGCUCGAAGCUACGACCUCGACGACGACGAUCCGACCCGCCAAGGCGAUCCUCGACGAGUUGACCAAAGGGGUUCUGCCUCCCGGUGCAGACUUCGAAGUUUUACGGCACAAGGACGACGGCAAAUUGGAGGAGGUCGGCAAAUCACCGAUCCACAACCAACCCGGGAAAAAAGUCACUUUCGUCGUCCUCGAGGAACAACCCGACGGCAGCUACAAAGUCCAAGGCGUCAAAGGAAACGCGAAAGAAAACGGCGCCGACGUCGACUCCAUCGUCGAAAAAAUCAAAAAGGGCGAACUCAAAUUACCCCCCAGAAACUCACCCAAUUUGACAUCCGCAGCUUCCUCCACCUCCAACGUCCUCGCCAACAAAGAAACUACCACGCUCAAAAGCUCAACUUACUCCACAACUUACUCCAAAGAGACGAACGCUCUUCCAACCACUUUCAGACCAACCACCAUCAGGCACAACAACGCUCCGCUCGCCUCCAGACUCAAAGAAAGCUCAUCGUCCUCAGGAUAUUUUCCGUACGUAACUGUAUCGCCGAAUUCAAUAUCGUCGUUGGACAAUUACGUAACUUCAGCGUCAACGACGAGCCCUCACGUUUUCAAUUCGCUGGUCAAUACCGCAAGCACUCCUCGUGCUCCGACAUCGCGGUACGAGGGCGAUCAAAUAUCCUCGAGAUUCACGACAGCGAGUAUCGUCGAACCGUCAAGAGUUCCCACGUAUUCGACAUUCGCGCAAUUCAACGAUGGCCCGAGCACGACGAGUUCACCGGCUUUCUCAACCACCGCUUUUCCUCGGACCACUUCCUACGCACAUUUUUCAUCAAACAGUCCAAGCACCACGAGAGCGGCCGUCGCCAAUUCGAGCCCCAAUUUCAGCGGAUCUCAGACUUCCGAAAAUCUCGUUCUCGAUGAUUUCCAAUUGAGAAGCACCGUACCGAGUUUCCUUGAAAGUGGACAAAAUUUGAUCAGCCAACGCGAGAGCAUGUCCGGGCUCCUCAGACGCGAAGGACUUUUCGCUAUGGCCAAAUAUCUCAGACAGUCCGGGCUCGACAUUGUGCUCAAUGAAACCGGUCCGUACACCAUAUUCGUCCCGACUGACAAAGCUUUUCGGACUCUGUUGGUACAGCUCGGUGGACCCGAUAAAGCGGAACAAAAGUUCCGUGAAAAUCCUCGACUUUUGAGCGGUUUGCUUCUCCACCACGUGAUCCCAGGAGCUUUUCGAAUGGAUACGCUUCAAGACGAAAUGACCGGGGUCAGUCUGGCUGGAACACAAUUGCGCGUUAACGUUUACGACAUGCACGAUCACGAGUGGAAUGAUGUAAAGGUGACUACGAUAAACGGCGCAAAAGUGGCGCCGAAUAAGCGGGACAUUGAAAUCCCGCAGGGUAUUGCCCACGCGAUCGACAGAGUAAUGUUUCCAUUGCCGGUCGGCGAUCUCACCCAGACGCUGCAAGCCGAUCGUGAGAGGCGAUUCCUCACUUUUCUGAAGAUCCUUCAUGCCUCAGGUCUCGAGGAUACACUCGCUGGAACUAAAACGUUCACGGUGUUCGCACCGACGGACACGGCGUUCGCAAACGCCGCUGCCCAAAACGGACGACCCGUUUGGAUCGAAUCGGACGGUCCCGAGGCUGCCAAGGACAUAAUAUCCAGACACAUAAUACCCACGACUCUGUACACCGGUGGCAUGAGAUAUUAUCAUCAGAGAGACACAUUGAGACCUCAGGUUACUCUGAGCAUUCAGAAAAACGGCGGUCGUGUGAGAGUUAACGAAGCACUAAUAGUAACUCACAACGUGCCAGCAACGAAUGGAGUCAUUCACGCAAUCGAUGGUGUUCUCUGAGGAGAUAAAAAAAUACAUAAAAAAGUGAAGAAUUAUUGUUUUUUCGUGACCGUGAUUCGAUGCUACAAUUUGUCAACUUUUCGAAACUGCCAAAAAACGUACAGCUUACCUAAAUCUUCCAAUUGACAUGGUUUGAAGGAGAAAAUGCCAUAAGAGGACGACCAAUCGACGAGAUGACAUUCGAUGAUAAUAUUAUUGUUUUUUAUCGACGAAAUGAGAUCGAAAAGACAGGGAGAUCAAAGGUAUUAUGACAGACUACGGAAAA
This is a messenger RNA of Venturia canescens, 3838 nucleotides long. RefSeq lists its product as uncharacterized. Gene Ontology annotation, cellular component: extracellular matrix. Bases 127 to 3573 code for a protein of 1148 amino acids. NCBI's taxonomy places the organism in Eukaryota, Metazoa, Arthropoda, Insecta, Hymenoptera, Ichneumonidae. The record is from RefSeq and is a predicted model, not a curated record. Gene Ontology annotation, molecular function: cell adhesion molecule binding. Gene Ontology annotation, biological process: cell adhesion; extracellular matrix organization. The transcript is spliced from 8 exons.